Haliotis rubra (blacklip abalone) is the source of this 1746-nucleotide messenger RNA. Its product is annotated as aminoacylase-1-like. The coding region runs from base 57 to 1274 and encodes 405 amino acids. The transcript is spliced from 16 exons. Gene Ontology annotation, biological process: amino acid metabolic process. Gene Ontology annotation, molecular function: aminoacylase activity. The record is from RefSeq and is a predicted model, not a curated record. Gene Ontology annotation, cellular component: cytoplasm. NCBI's taxonomy places the organism in Eukaryota, Metazoa, Mollusca, Gastropoda, Lepetellida, Haliotidae.
CGGUGUACACAGCCGACCUUCAUCGCGACUGCAGGUUUUAGCUCGCCGACUGAACAAUGUCUGAGAAGGAAGACCCUGCCGUGUCACUCUUCAGGGAGUACCUGAGGAUUCCAACAGUGCACCCGGAUCCAGAUUAUAGUAAAGCCAUAGACUUCAUCUCCAGACUUGCUGAUGAUGUUGGACUGGAGUUCACAGCUACUGAGACUGCCCCAAAGAAUAUUUUUGCAGUGAUGUCAUGGGUUGGAACAAACCCAUCCCUCCCAUCACUUGGUCUCUACUCUCACAUAGAUGUGGUGCCUGUUUUUCCAGAACACUGGAAGGUACCCCCGUUCAGUGCAGAGAAGAUGGAGAAUGGGGAUAUUUAUGCCAGAGGAAGCCAGGAUAUGAAGUGUGUUGGUAUACAAUACGUUGAGGCGAUUAGAAGAUUGAAAAAGGAGGGAAAGAGACUCUUACGUACCAUUCAUGUGAUUUUCGGCCCAGAUGAAGAAACUGGUGGGGAACUUGGCAUGAAAGUAUUUAUGAAGCUCCCUGAAUCUAAAAAACUUAACCUGGGAUUUUGCCUUGAUGAAGGUAUUGCCAACCCUGGACCAGAGUUUAAGGUCUUCUAUGCAGAACGAUCAUGCUGGUGGGUCAAGUUCAGAUGUGCAGGAAAUCCUGGUCAUGGCUCAUCUUUUAUACAAGAUUCAGCUGCCGAGAAACUUACGAGGAUACUUAACAUAGCAAUGGACUUCCGGAACAAACAAGAACAAAGGUUGAACUCGGACCCAAGUUUGACCAUCGGGGAUGUGACCACUCUGAAUCUCACCAUCAUUAAGGGAGGUGUACAGUACAACGUAGUGCCUGCAGAGCUGUUUGCAUGUUUUGACAUUCGUACACCUCCUCACGUGGAUCUGACAGAGUUUGAGAAGGAGUUGUGGCGAUGGUGUCGGGAGGCGGGAGAUGACGUAACUCUGGAGUUUGACCAGAAAAGUGACUCUCCACACAAAGUCCCUAUCGAUUCCAGCAACCCCUGGUGGACGGCCUUCAUGUCAGCCUGCAAGUCUCUAUCAGCGGAGGUGAAGACUGAGAUUUUCCCUGGUGGCACCGACAGUCGUUUCUUGAGGAAGAGUGGCAUCCCCUCAAUAGGAUUCUCCCCCAUAAAUCACACACCCGUCCUGCUGCACGACCACAAUGAGUUCCUCAAUGAGAAGAUCUUCCUGCGUGGCAUUGAUAUCUACUAUGAGAUCAUUCCCGCCCUCGCCAAUGUCUCAGACUCGUACAAGGUGACAAUGUAACAGAUGUCACUAGAACUACCACCUGCGUACAAGAAAGGUUUUGAAUCAAGCAUCAACAGGGCAGCACACUCAUAUUUCAUCAAAUUAUAUUUCCAGUAAAUAAUUUCCCCAAUUUUAAUCAACACACUCAUGUUUAAUACAAUAUGAACAAUAUUGUUUUGAAUAUAUUUACUGUUUUAUAUCUUAUACCAUGUUUUUUUAUUUCUUCACAAUUACCUCCCUUGCAUGCUUAAUUUAAUAAACAAUGUCUUUCCACAGUAAAUGGGCACUGAAGUUAUUAGGGAUGAAACUAGGUCAAGCGAUAUGUCGCUUGAAAUGAACCGUCAUGUAGGUGUUGUCUCACUCUCUUUAUUGCAGUAAAGUUUCCAAGAAAGGUCAUGUAUUUCAACUUAAAAAUUUUAAUGGCCCAACAGAAUUUUAAGCACAUUUCACGAAAAAGUGAAGGUCAUUAGUUAGAUGUAAUUGGCGAAAA